Ostrea edulis (European flat oyster) is the source of this 2322-nucleotide messenger RNA. Its product is annotated as tripartite motif-containing protein 45-like. The transcript is spliced from 2 exons. The record is from RefSeq and is a predicted model, not a curated record. Gene Ontology annotation, cellular component: chromatin; nucleoplasm. Lineage: Eukaryota; Metazoa; Mollusca; Bivalvia; Ostreida; Ostreidae. The coding region runs from base 149 to 2020 and encodes 623 amino acids. Gene Ontology annotation, molecular function: zinc ion binding; ubiquitin-protein transferase activity. Gene Ontology annotation, biological process: positive regulation of DNA-templated transcription.
ACUCCGAGUUAUCUCUCUUCAUAGAAGCAGGCCGUGUUCAACGGUGUUGUGUCGGUCACUAGGUGACAUUUCGUCUUAGAUUUGUAGGUGGAAAAGCUACUUUUGGUUUCGUUUCUAAGAACUAAGUGUUCACUUCCUGCUGUAUUUAAUGGCAACUUCAAAAUACUUCGAUACCAGCCUCAAUUUGACGACUUGUUACGUUUGUUUAGAACCGUUUAAAACGCCGAGGUAUUUGCCAUGUUCACAUACAUUUUGUCACACAUGUUUAUCUACACAUAUCCAAUCGUCGUGUCAGAAGUGUGAUCCACCUCUAGGAUUUUCCUGUCCCAUUUGCCGCGUGUUUGUGCCAGCACCGGGUGAAAUAAACCGCCAUCCAAUUCAGAAUUGGGCGAAACGAUUUCCAGAAAAUAAAUUAAUUGCCUCGUGUGUAGAAAACCACGGGACAUUAACUACUAUUGUUUGUGGUCCAUGUGAAACGAAAGACGAAAAAGAAAUGACGGCCCACCAUUGGUGCUCGGAAUGCGAAAAUGCCCUGUGUGAAAAAUGCAUCGAAAACCACAAAAAAUACAAAGCUUUACAAUUGCAUUAUAUAUUUCCUCUAUCGAAUUUGGCGAUGAAAGUUAGUCCUGAAAUAUUGCAAACAAGAGAAUGUGGAAAACAUGAGGAAUGGAAACUUGAGCUUGUAUGUGACGCCCACCAGUCACUAUGUUGUGCGCUAUGCAUUGUCCAAGAACACCAGCGUUGUGGACAAUUUUCUACAAUGACCGAGGCUGCUGAUAAAUUCUCCGAAGAAAACAAGUUGAAGUUACUACAGAAUAUUGACCAAUUCUCAUCUAAAAUUGAUACACUCAUUGAAAGAGAGAAACAGAAUAUUGCGGAUAUUGACGACAAAACCGACAGACAUACGGAAGAGAUAGAGAAAAUGAGCCAAGAAAUGAUCACUUGUUUGAAUGAGUUGAAAGAAAAACAUCUUCAUCAAUUAGCAAAAGUCUCUAAAGAGGUCAAACAAAAGCUUGAAGGGUCAGUUGAAACUUUAGAACACCGUAAGCUCUACCUUGCUCAUUGGAAAGAAAUUUUAUCGUCAGGUUCAGAAAAUCAAACAAAAGAAGAAGUUGUUAUAAAAUGUUUGAAAUUAAAGAAAAUAUUGCAGGCCAUGAAACAAUUGCCUAUGUUUCAAAUGAUAUUCGAUAUGAAUGUAAAGGUGUGCGAUGGAAUUGAACAAAUGAACUCGAUGGGUGCUCUGAUGGACAUUACAGUAAAGGAAAACAGAACUGAUAAAAAUGAUAUAAAACAUGCAGAAAUCACAAACAUCAGUGAGUUUGAAUUGCAGGAUACUGAUAUAUAUGGUGGCUGUUUUCUUCCAGAUGGCCAGUUAUUGUUAUGUGAUAACACGAGUCCCAGAUGCAUAGUAUGUGAUGAGAAAGGAUCUAUCAAACAGGAAGUACAGUUACCCGGUGCACCAUGGGAUGUACUUGUCGAGUCUGAUGGACGUAUCAUUGUGACAAUUCCUGGUUCAAAAUCCAUUGUUGUUUUACUUCCGGAGACACUGGCUAUUGAGAAAACAGUCAAGUUAAAAUGUGAAUGCAGGGGAAUUUCGAAGUGGAACGACAGGUAUAUGAUUGGCACCCGUGAGUCAAUUGAAGAAUUCAGCUUAUUAUUUCAUCAUAUUCGGUCACGAUCAGUAGAUAUCACAGAUGACAUAGUGGUGGAUCCAAAAGGAAACAUUAUCCAUGCUCACUAUGGCAAUGGAACCGUCACAAAAGAGGAUAAAGACCACAACGUGGUGUUUACCUACACACAUGCCAAAUUAAGAGAACCAUAUGGGCUAGCUCUCCACGAACACGGAACGAUUUUUGUCAACGGCAAUGGUAGCGACAACAUUCACAUUCUGUCCGAGGAUGGGGAGUUGAUAAGAACAUUAGAUUUUCCAGCUCCAGGAUGCAUAAAAUUUGAAAAAGACUGUUGGAGAUUUUUCGUUGUGUCCGGCGGGAGUAUUGUAAAUAUAUAUGAAAUUUCGUGACAUUUCUUCGGAUAUGGUUUGAAUUGUUUGGGUGGUUAGGUAGUGUAAGAUUUUGCUAUAAUAUCAGAUAAUAGUUGUUUUUUUGGUGAAAGAUCUGACGAAGAAAAAUCAUAAUAUAUUUUGCAAAUAUAUUUACUUGUAUUAAUUUUGUAUUUCAAUUUGAAAAGGAAAUAUUACCAUGCCUGACAUUUACAACUGCCUUUAAAAUUAUGUAAAGCCAUUUGGUUACUACCCCAAAGACUAUCAAAGGAUAACUGUACAAAACAUAACAUCAAACAAUAAAAUACAUGUUUUAUACAGUC